GUCAAUCAUUCCCUGGAAAACCUAAGAUAAUAAGAUGUCGUUCUCUAGAAAAGGAAACCUUUUCUUGUUGGUGGAAGCCUGGUUCAGAUGGAGGACUUCCUACCAAUUACACCCUGUUCUACAGCAAGGACAGUGAAGAAAAAAUCUAUGAAUGUCCAGACUACAGAACAUCAGGUCCCAAUUCCUGCUACUUCAAUAGAAACUACACUAAUUCGUGGACAACAUAUAAUAUCACUGUAACAGCAACGAAUGAGAUUGGAAGUAACAGCUCGGAUCCUCAGUAUGUGGAUGUGACUUCCAUAGUUCAGCCAGGUUCUCCUGUGAAUCUCACACUAGAAACACAAAGAUAUGCUAAUAUAAUGUACCUGUGGGCAAAAUGGUCUCCACCUCUAUUAGCUGAUGCCAGCUCUAAUCAUUUAUAUCACUAUGAGCUACGACUAAAACCUGAGGAAAAGGAAGAGUGGGAGACAGUACCUGUUGGAGUACAGACACAGUGCAAAAUAAAUAGGUUAAAUGCUGGCAUGAGGUAUGUUGUUCAGGUCCGUUGUAUGUUAGACCCUGGAGAAUGGAGUGAAUGGAGCUCUGAAAGACGCAUUCUGAUUUCUGGUGGACUGUCACCUCCUGAAAAGCCUACAAUAACCAAAUGCCGCUCCCCAGAAAAGGAAACAUUUACCUGUUGGUGGAAACCCGGUUUAGAUGGAGGGCAUCCUACUAACUACACUUUACUUUACAGCAAAGAGGGAGAAGAACAAGUUUAUGAAUGUCCAGAUUACAGAACUGCAGGCCCCAAUUCCUGCUACUUUGAUAAAAAACACACUUCUUUCUGGACCGUAUACAAUAUUACUGUCAAGGCAACUAAUGAAAUGGGAAGUAACAGCUCUGAUCCUCAUUAUGUGGAUGUGACAUACAUAGUACAGCCAGAUCCUCCUGCGAAUGUAACUUUAGAAUUAAAAAAGCCAAUAAACAGAAAACCAUAUCUGAUGUUGACAUGGUCUCCACCCCCACUGGCUGAUGUCAGAUCUGGAUGGCUUACCCUCGACUAUGAAUUGCGACUGAAGCCUGAAGAAGGAGAGGAAUGGGAGACUGUUUUUGUUGGACAGCAAACACAAUAUAAAAUGUUUAGUUUAAAUCCAGGAAAGAAGUACAUUGUACAGAUUCACUGCAAACCAGACCACCAUGGAUCAUGGAGUGAAUGGAGCUCAGAGAACUAUAUUGAAAUUCCUAAUGACUUCAGAGUAAAAGAUAUGAUUGUGUGGAUCGUCUUGGGUGUCUUGUCAUCUCUCAUUUGUUUAAUCAUGAGCUGGACAAUGGUUUUAAAAGGGUACAGGAUGAUAACUUUUAUCCUACCACCAGUUCCAGGACCAAAGAUAAAAGGCAUAGAUACACAUCUGUUAGAGACAGGGAAAUCUGAAGAACUGUUGAGUGCACUUGGUUGCCAUGGUUUCCCUCCAACAUCAGACUGUGAGGAACUACUGAUUGAGUAUCUGGAAGUAGAGGACAGCGAAGAUCAUCAGCUUAUGCCAAGUCAUGACAGUGGUCGUCCCAGUAAAAAUGCAAAAAUUACACUCAAGGAAACAGACAGAGACUCAGGACGAGGAAGCUGUGAUAGCCCUUCUCUGCUUUCUGAAAAGUGCAGGGAGACCUGUGCCCUUCCAUCAGCACUUCAAAUACAAGAUGUAAGAGAUGUUCAAGCAAAGAAAGCAGGGAAAAGGAGCUGGGAAAGUUACUGUGUAGCCUCAGAACGAAAAGCACUCCUUUUUAACAACGAGAGUGCAAAAUCAUCCACAUUGCCUGCAGUUCAGUUACCUAACAAUCAGCCUCCUACUUUUGCAUAUCACAGCAUUGUAGAAGCUAACAAGAUAACACUGACUACCACAAAUAUGAAUGUUGCAGCAGUUUUGGUGGAAAAUGAAGAAAGGCAUCAAUCACUAUAUUCUAUCUCUGAAACCAUCUCUGGAGGCAUGGAAAAGCAAGAAGAAAUGGAAAAUUUGCAUUCCAAAACUACGCAAACCACAGUGCAGGUCAGACAAAACAGAUCUAAUGAAAAGUUACCAUUUUUGAAUGCUGCACUCAUGGAUUAUGUAGAAGUUCACAAAGUCAGACAGGAUGAGGAACCAACAGUAUUACUGAAACAUAAAGAAAAAAGUGGAAAGAUUGAAAAAUACACUAUUUCAGGAGCCAGCAAAGAAUACACGAAGGUCUCAACAGUUAUGAACCAUAAUAUUCUAGUAUUAAUGCCAGAUUCACGAGUUCUGCACACACCUACAUCCCAAGAAGAACCCGCAAAAGAAACGUCUCAGAACCCUCAGCAAGGUCAAGUGGAAACAAACAUGAGCUACUGUAUGACAGCUCCACGUGACUGCCAAAGAGAACCUAGUGGAUCAGAGUACAUGGACCCAUCCUCAUUUAUGCCCUCCUUUAAAUAAUUAAAAGUUUGAUCACUCUUCAUCAGGUAAUGCUACAGAAUGAAUCAAAUACAAUCAGUAUAAUAAUGCUAUGGUUUAAGAUUAUGCUACUACAUCACAACUGUAGCUUGUACCUUUUCCUAGCUGAUAAGUCUGUGAUCUACGUUUGAUUUUGUUAAUAGUUAUGUAAAA
This is a messenger RNA of Meleagris gallopavo (turkey), 2597 nucleotides long. RefSeq names its product prolactin receptor (gene PRLR). Gene Ontology annotation, cellular component: external side of plasma membrane; membrane; signaling receptor complex. Gene Ontology annotation, molecular function: cytokine binding; prolactin receptor activity; peptide hormone binding. Gene Ontology annotation, biological process: positive regulation of cell population proliferation; cytokine-mediated signaling pathway. Lineage: Eukaryota; Metazoa; Chordata; Aves; Galliformes; Phasianidae. The record is from RefSeq and is marked provisional.